AUGAGAGACGGGGGGGAGAUCCUCCAGACGGCGAUCCGCGACUUCUUCCUCGAAAUCUCUUGGCGCGUACAGACGAAGAGAACAACAGAGAAACCACAGCCGAACCUAUACAGUUGGCUCGCAGCGUUUCUCCUCAAGCUUCUGAUCGGGACUAUCCUCCGGAAAUCUGGACCUCGAGGCCAUGCAUUGUCAUACAAUCUUUGCCCCAGAGGGUCACAGAGCAGGUCUGAUUUCCUCCAGUAAUAUCUGCUUUCUGAACCCUCCUCUCGGAAUGAUAGGCCUCCCAGAUCUCUUUCUUUGAUCGAGCUAUUUCAUUUUACAAUUAUAGGAAAUUCGACUGCUCUUCGAAGGGUACGCCAUUACCACAGUCGCAUUCGAUGCUAACCACAGUGCGUGGAUACGAUUGCAUAACAAACACAGAGAAAGCAUUCCCUCUCUUGAGCGGCAUCUGCGACGGUCGGUUCUCGGUGGUCGCAAUCUGAAGGAAUUAGUGUCAUUUUGCUCCGACGGCCCUGCGUUGUUCGUCGGAAACAUGCCUGAGGUAGUCGACGAUGAUGCGUUGAGGAGCAUAUUUCAGCGACACGGCAAGAUCGAUCGAGCUUUCGUAAGUUCUUCGAGCAACUUAGUAAUUGAUCUUGAAAUCAUCUGCCUCGGCCCCAAUGUUCUUCGGAAACAUGAGCAGCUCUUUUAUGUGAGAAUGCGUGGUGUUCCAGAUUGCAAGGAAUGCAGAUGGUCGGAGCAAGGGAUUUGGAUUCGUGGAGUACACCGUUGUGUCAGACGUAGGAAGAACCAACUUCGUCAACUUGAAUUCCUAGGAUUGCCGGGGCAGGACACGACCUUAGGCCUUCUUUUUCUUUUCCUUCCAGAGUUGGGCGGACGAGGUGGAAAUCAUGCAUCUCAGUGAUCAAAAUUUAUUCAUUGAGCGGGCAAGAUGGCGAGUGUUCUCUCUGCAUCAAGCAGUUUCACUUGGUGUCUACGGGUUGCCAAUACACUCUCUGCGUGUACGUUCUUAAACACAGGAACAGGAGAAAAAUGUUUUUCCUUUCUCUUAUCUGACAGGGAAGAAGAGAGAUAUCAGCUGAGCGAUCUCACUUCAUCAGUAGACGUGUUCACAUGACAGCAAGCCAGAAUGACGCUGCUCGGUCUCUUCGGAAGAUACGGGAUCACCUUGGGACAUUACAUCGAUACGCAGAACUCCAUGGCUUUCGUUGACUUUUUUACUCAUGAUCAAGCAGACAAUGGUGGGCCUAAUCUUGUGAAUUACUUCAUAUACAUAGUUAUCCGUAAAUAUUGAUUUCUCCACACCUUUGCAAUCGUGAUGGGGAUUGCGUCCAUUAGCCUGGAGGAACCUCAAUGGCUAUCAGAUUGAAGGGAAACGACUAAAGGUGUUCUUCACUAGUCCGGGGAAGAGGGCCGUGGUGACGAAUCCAUUUCUUCACUGAUUUCUUCCUCUUUUUAUUCCCCUUCUUUCUUUUCCCUCCUACGAUGAUCGUUUCUGUUCCAUCCCUGAUUACAGGACAGGAGGUUGGAGCAUGAAGAAGCUAAAACGCUAGAAUCGAUUGAGCAUCGUAAGUACCUUGUUGUUCUCCUUUCUGAUUACAGUUUCCACCUAAUCUUUCAUGGCAUAUUGGAUCUUUUCGAUCCGUCUUUAGGCCUCCAACUCUCGGAUUCAAGAGUACCACUUUCUGGGGUUCAUCUUCGUCCUGAACUUGUGAGAAUAAUCCUCUCUCCCUCUCUCCCUCUCUCCCUCUCUCUCUAUAUAUAUACAGAUGUAUGUGCGUAGAUAGAAAGAUUCUUGAUUAGUUCUUUUUACGGAAACUUUUUAGAAGAAAAUACUGCAUCUUUCAGGGGAUGUGAUUCUGGGUAUUUCAUCUGUUCUUCUGGAUCCCCCUCUGCAGCCAACACGCGGACCCUUUGGACCGAGGAUUCAUGGCCAACCGACGCAUAGACACGCGACCUUCAACCUUCCCCGCCCGGCGCAGCUGCUGCAGCCGCAGCUGACGGCGUUCUCCCACCGGGGCGUUCCCCAGCCGCAGCGGACGGCGCCCGUAGCAGCGAUCCGCCGCCCCUCCUGGCCGAUGAGCGGCGGCAGAGCCCUGCCGCAACUGGGGUAUGUUGACUACCCUCCCCCAGGCCCGUGGGAAGAAGCGGCAGCGUUCCAUGGCUCCUUCCCGUCGAGUAGCAGAGGCCAAGCUCACCCGCCGCAGGCACAUGACCUCUACCCCGCGGGCGGCGGCGCCGCGCAGGCAGCAAUGA
Messenger RNA from Spirodela intermedia, 2256 nucleotides. Lineage: Eukaryota; Viridiplantae; Streptophyta; Magnoliopsida; Alismatales; Araceae. The record is from the annotation of a GenBank genome assembly.